AGAUAACGGGACUCUUCAGAUUAGAAGCAACCUAAAACACCAUGACGCACAUUUGUAAAAGUUUAUUCACAUUCACUGCAGGAGCACCGACGGGUCAUUCAAAGAAGAGGCACAAACAAAGCCGGACCAAUUCCAUGGAUGAAAGAAAGUCCUCUCGUAUGUAUUUUAUUGGCAAGAAAGAAGAUCUCAUUCAGGCAAAGAGAACGAGUGUGACCCUGGACGGAAGAGAUAUACUCAUUGUAUACCAUCAGAGAGUUUUCUAUGCAAUGGACCUGCAAUGUUACCAUGCUGGCAGUACUUUGUUGAAUGGAGAUAUUGAGGAAAUCAGCAACAAGCUCUGCCUUGUAUGUCCAAAGCACAAGUAUAAGAUCACUCUGGCGGAAGGUGAGGGGUUAUACAGGGUCAGCAACCUUGCAGAAAAAGUCCCUACCCGGCUGUGGUAUUCCAAAGGCGUCAAACAGAGAGUGCACAAAGUGACUGAAGUGGACGAAGACAUUUUUGUGACGUUGUCCGAUUGCCCGGGGUGGAUUGAGUCCGACUAUUAUCAGACUGAGAAAGGCAGGGAAGAACUUAGUAAAGCACAGGAGUUGGAUAGCGAACCAGAUCCUGAUGCAGAUGAAGACUAGUUUAGUUUAGGCAGUAUCUAUGAGAUCAUAAGGGAACUGCAUCUAUAGGAUUGAUGACUUCAGAGUCAUGAAAACAGUGCGAUAUGAUAUCAUGAAUCAAAAUAAUGCGAUGCUCCCCUAUUUUGUAAGUAUCAAGAUUUUACGCACACUCAGUACAAUGAGUCAUUGUAAUGCUAAUGAUUUUUGUACACACAUUUUCACCCUGAAAACACAUUUGCAGGCUGAAAAUAAAUGCGCAUCUGACAUUGGACUGUGAGCGUAUACAAGAGGUACAUUAGUUUUGUUUUUGUCAUUAGCAAAUGUUCAUUUGUAAGUACCAGUGUCUCCAUUGUAAUAUAAUA
Triplophysa rosa is the source of this 967-nucleotide messenger RNA. RefSeq names its product Rieske (Fe-S) domain containing (gene rfesd). NCBI's taxonomy places the organism in Eukaryota, Metazoa, Chordata, Actinopteri, Cypriniformes, Nemacheilidae. The record is from RefSeq and is a predicted model, not a curated record. The coding region runs from base 42 to 626 and encodes 194 amino acids. Gene Ontology annotation, molecular function: 2 iron, 2 sulfur cluster binding. The transcript has 4 exons.